AUGGCAUCUAAUCCAGGAGAAUCCGCUGAAAAGUCGCAGAAUAAAGAAAUUGCAAAACACGCCACUGAAUCGACCAAUUCUACCAUUUCAUCAGUUUAUUAUGCUCCUGAAAUUAGAAUGCGUCAUCCUGAAUCGAAAGCAGAUAGUAAAAUGCUUAUCAUCGAAAAUUGCUUAUUCUCGGAUUUGCUGAAUCCAUGGAUCUACUCAGUUAUGAGUUUGGCUGAUCAUUUUACGACAGAAUUCAGAAAUCCGGCUGAUAAAACUCGCCUUGCUUUGGGAAGAAUUAAGCUUUAUUUUCUCUAUUAUGAGAGUAUGUUCGACUGUAUUAUUAAUUACCUCAAACGUAUUCGAAUCUCUCGUCAACCGAAACUAAUAAUUGUUGUUGCAUCGUCGAAAUUCAUAUCAUCAAGGAAUCGAGAACUUUUGGAACCUACAGAAUGCGUUGAACCUUAUUCCAGUAUGUGUUGCUUGAUAAUGCGACGAAUUAGCUCAGGUACAACUGAAGAUCAACUAAGAAACGCUUUUGCUGAUCGUAAAAUCGAAAGUAUUACUUUCGAGCUAAAUGAGAAAAAUGAAAAACGAGCCAAUAUAAUUUUUACCUCUGCUGAUGAAGCGGUUCAUGCUCAUUUUGCUCAGAAUAAUAUGGAUUUUAAGCUAUUUUCUGUUAGUAAUUGUCGACCUACAUUAAAUUUUAAUUAUGAAUAUGAAUUUGAUGAAAAGACGGAAAAGCUCGCAAGAUUAGAGAAAAAAAAAAGCACUGUAAUUGCAAUGGGGCAGAAAUUGGGCAAAAAGAUAGAUGAAAGCAACAUUGCUCGAGGCGAUGAGAAACAGAGCGUUCCAGUGCUGAAAAGAAAAAAUGCUGAUGAAGAAAAAUUGGAAGAAACAAAAAAGGCAAAACAGAAGCAGCAGAAAAGUGCUCAAAAAAAUGCAAAUAUAUUUUCAAAACGAUCUCAUCGUACAAGCCCACCAUCGAAACCAUAUAACAACCAAUAUAUGAUUAAUCCGUGGAUUCACGCAUUUCCUUCUUUCACUGGUCCACCUCGCCCCCUCAUGUCAGAUUCAUUAAUUGACAUAAGAAACAAUGUAACAGCAGCAUCAAUACCGUCAUUAAUGAGCCCAUAUUUAUCAUCAGCAUUGGAUGAUAGUUAUUCUAAUUAUUCUCCAUCAUCUUUGAAUUGUGGACAUUUAAGAAGAAGUGCAGUGCCCAAGAAACUUGUUGACGUCAGAGAUUUUCACCGUACUCCUUUAGAAAAUUUUCGAUCUCAUAUUCCAUCUUCAAUGGAAAAUUUUAAUUCAUCCAAAGUUCCGCAAGUAGAUAGUGGUCUUCCAUCGUUGUUAUCAAUUGGAAAUUGCAAAAGGCCAAUGAGGUUAUCAGAAUUUCCCUAA
Molecule: messenger RNA, 1386 nt
Organism: Dracunculus medinensis (Guinea worm)
Lineage: Eukaryota; Metazoa; Nematoda; Chromadorea; Rhabditida; Dracunculidae
Source: the annotation of a GenBank genome assembly